Gigantopelta aegis is the source of this 1509-nucleotide messenger RNA. RefSeq names its product nucleic acid dioxygenase ALKBH1-like. Gene Ontology annotation, molecular function: broad specificity oxidative DNA demethylase activity; oxidative RNA demethylase activity; ferrous iron binding. The transcript has 6 exons. The record is from RefSeq and is a predicted model, not a curated record. Gene Ontology annotation, cellular component: cytoplasm; nucleus. Gene Ontology annotation, biological process: oxidative RNA demethylation. Lineage: Eukaryota; Metazoa; Mollusca; Gastropoda; Neomphalida; Peltospiridae. The coding region runs from base 359 to 1387 and encodes 342 amino acids.
AAAAGUUAAACUUCAAUAGGAAGGUUCUUUGGUCAGUUACCCCAUGGAAUUCAAUAAAUUUUUUGUAGUGUAUCUGCAAAAAAACACAAAAAAACUACAGGGCUAGAUGACUGCUAGUUUUAGGGUGGGCCAGGGGUUUUCAGUACUUGAGCCCACUCAAAAUAAAGCCCAUGGACUUAAAAAAACGGAAAUGUUAUCAUAAAUACAUGUAUAACUUUUAUUAAUUCAUCAAAAUUAACCUUAUAUGCAGUGCUUGCACUUCGACUUGCAGUCAACGUUAAUGUUGAUGAACUAAACUUUUAUAAACCCAUGUAAAAAAAAAUUGUUUUGUUUAAAAAGAGCACAUUGAUAUACCAGUAUGAAUCAUCGGCUAUUGGAUGUCAAACACUUGAUUGAAAGGUUCAGUUUGAAAGAUCCCGCUUUACCUCAAUUAGUAGGACUCCAUCCAGUUAAAGAAUGGAAAGCAUAUACACUAAAUAAGCAUCCAGGUCUUUACAUAAUACUGAACCCAUUUGAAUCUGGUUUUGAAUGUUAUUGGGUGAGUCAGUGUCUGGAUAAAUAUUCACAAAAACCCAACAUUACUAAUUUGGAUGCCCACAUUGAGAGAACAGAGGACUUAUCUAUAUGGAAUGACUUUGUGAAAUUGAACAGGACUGAAAUAACAAAAGAUGACCUGCUUUGGAAGCUUAGGUGGACUACUUUAGGUUAUCAUUAUAAUUGGGAUACAAAAGAAUAUUCUGAUCACUUUACACCAUUUCCUGCUGAUCUAAGCUUCCUGGCAGCCUAUAUUGCAGCAGUGUUGGGAUACCCACAGUUCUCUGCUGAAGCUGGAAUCGUCAACUAUUACCAUAUGGAUUCAACUCUGGCAGGACACACCGACCAUUCUGAGUUUGACCAUGAUGCUCCCUUGAUUUCCAUCAGUUUUGGUCAAGAAGCAAUAUUCCUUAUAGGUGGGGUAACCAAGGAAACUGAACCUUCUGCUAUCUUUCUCCGACAUGGUGAUAUAUGUGUUAUGGCUGGUGCAUCCAGACUGGCUUACCAUGCAGUGCCAAAAAUAAUCCACAGUGACACAAGACCUCUUCCAACAGAGUUUCCCUCAUGGCUUUCAGAUCAUAUGUCUUGUGUAACACCAGCCAAUCAUACAUGUUCAUUUAGUGAGGAAGGUUGCCUGGCAACUGCACUAACCGAUCAGACCUGCUCAUGUGGUUCAAAGGGGUGUCUGAAUAUGUGUACUGACAUGUCAUUGAAGGAAAUAAACAAGGAUAUAAUCAAGACAUUAUUGGAACUGGACAGGAAUGCAUUUGACAUUUACCUCAAGUCUUCAAGGAUCAAUGUAAAUAUAAGACAGGUGUUCAAGCCAGGUCAGACUUUCCCAAACAAAAGAUAACACAUAACCAUGCACAGACAGUUAAUGACCGUUAACUUAAAUGUGGUUGACCACUAGUUUAAAAAAUGUCCGAUUGCAUAUGGAUAGAUGUGCGUGCAAAUAUAAAAUGAAUUAAUAAAUUA